This is a messenger RNA of Verruconis gallopava, 5826 nucleotides long. RefSeq lists its product as uncharacterized. The transcript has 3 exons. The record is from RefSeq and is a predicted model, not a curated record. Lineage: Eukaryota; Fungi; Ascomycota; Dothideomycetes; Venturiales; Sympoventuriaceae. The coding region runs from base 1 to 4698 and encodes 1565 amino acids.
AUGGCCCUGGCAUCAGGAGCCCACCCAAUGACGACGGGCCCUUCUGCAGCAGCCGCUGCUGCUCCCAGUAGUGCCGUCGCCCCUACCGUGGCCGCUACCGUCGCCCCUACCACAGCCCCUUUGCGCCAUGCACCCGCCCACACCACCCUGGCCUCCACACCACCAAGCACGUCCGCUGUUACCGCUGCUUCGAACCACACCCACACCUCCAACUUCAACGACACCUCGUCGUCGUCUUCGUCGUCCUCUGCCUCGUUCCCUACCUCCCUCUCCUCUGCCCAAUCUCCCCUUCAUCGCCGCGACAAGAACGACCACAGGCGCCGGCGAUCCAGCCUGUCCCUGGCCGCUGCAGCCUCGGCCCUCCUGCACAGGACAAAGGGCGAAUCCACGUCCCGGCACAACCACCCUCGCAACCACAACCCCCUUCCUCCUUUCGCUCCUCCUACCAGUGCGGCUUCUGCUUCGUCUUCACCCGAGGCCGCCGCGCUUUCUGUCGCAGUACCCCCGCCGCCUUCUGGCUACUCGCUGCAGUGCCAGCCGGACACGGGCACCUGGGUCUGGCACCCGAAUUCUGCUUCUCCUGCAUCGACCAGGCGUCGCAGUACAAGCUUCGGCGCAUCGGCCGCCCUCAGCCUCAACCAGCAUCUCCUCACAACGCGACCGCCCACGGAUCGCAUUGACCUCCCAGGCACCACGAAUGGCACUAUCGCACGGGAUUCCGGAGUCGCAGGAAAAGGUUUGACCAGCAGCGGGAGCCUGGGCGCAGAACAAAGGCAGCAGAGAGAAGCGGACGGCAGGAACGAGACUCGGCGCGCUAGUCCGCGACAUCACCACACCUCCUCGUCCGCCUCGUCCACAGCAACGGCCGUCACGAAUACGUCAACCUCGCCCACACUCGUCCUUAACCAGCAUCGGACACCCUCCCCCCCGCCUUACGUAGUCGACGUGGACAUCUCCACCAUCAGCGGUGGUGCAUUGCUACCCAGUCUGUCAACGGACCUCCCAUCCGCACGUGAAACACCGACACAUCACCAAUCGAAACCGGCCUUUGCAUCUCCGGCUCGCAGCCCGCGGAUCGCAGAUCGCGGUAAAGAGCCUCAUUUCGCCAGUGACAGCGUCAGCCCUGCCUCUCGAGUGCAAGGUCUGGGUCUGAGCGUCGAGUCACGAUACUCGCGCUGGGCGAACAUAGGCGCGUCGUCGCGGUCGCAGGACAGCCUGAGCCUGCGCUCUUCUGAGAGAAGCGCUGGCAGUGACAGCACCCUCACUGUUACCUCGCCUCGGACCAGUCCGUACCUGUCACAGCAGGAAUCGCCGCUACCACCGCUGCCGCCAUCUCCACUUCCCCCAGUCUCAUCUCUGGAGAAUCAAGCCCCCCCGCCCCCUCCUCCAAAGGAUCAGCGUCCCACCGGUGUCUCUGCCGUCGCUGCGAGCGGACGAGUAGGUAGAGGCCUUGGAGGGCUGCUGGAGCAGCAGCACCACCACCUCCCGAAAGGCAACCAUUCGGUCGACAUGUCUGGCAGCAGGGCCCGGUCGAUAUCGUCUGCCAACCGGAUCGCGCAACCGCAAGACUCGUCUGCCCCAUACCGCAGUUAUGCAGCCGCCAACGCCAACGAGCCAGGCUCGGACAGGAAUAGGAUGUCUGACUUCGACGGCGCAGAUGGUGGCAGGAGCAGGGACCGCAGGGAGCAGGAUAAGAAGACGAUGUUGUCGAAAGCGCUGCAGAAGGCGCACACCGCCGUACUGCUAGAUAAUGCGCAAAAUUUUGAGGGUGCAAUCGAGGCAUACGACGACGCGUGUAGAUUGCUGGGCCAGGUACUCGUACGGAGCGCUGGCGAAGAUGACAGGAGGAAACUGGAUGCCAUUCGAACGACCUACACAAACCGAAUACAAGAACUGCAUCAGAUCAGUCGCGAGGCUGCACAGGCCAGCGGUAAAAACCUGCCCGCGCGUCCGAUGAGCGAUGAGUCGCUGUCGGCAUCCGUGUCGGCACACGACACUCCUCAGUCUCACCGAUCAUUGGAACCGGAGCCCCGGCAGGAACAGAGUUCAGGCCUUGCACGGAUGAGCGCCAACACGAUCGCCUCGCAGCAAAGCACUCGAACAGAGACUUCCGUCAUGUCUCAGCCUCCAAAGAUUGAGGAGCCGCAGAAACAGCCACAGCCGGUGACGAACGGUCUCCCGCUUCGGCCACAGACGACGCAGAAUGAAAGGUUGCAGCCGGCGACAUUUCAGUCGACAGAGCUACUGUUAACUGUAGGAUCACCUAUGGACCCGAGUUAUAUCCCGCCACCGCUCUCGCCGCGACGCUUGCAGACGUCGCAAUCAGACAGUCAGGCCACCAUUGAAAAGCUUCAGCCAGCCGCGGACACGGUCGCCGUGACAGAGCAUUCUCGCGUGAACAGCGGAAACUCAAUAUCAUGGCUUGACACCAUAGACGAGUCAGCCGGCUCCUCAGACGACAUGUCGGUACAUUCUUUGCGGGACGGCGCAAUCAACCGAAAGCACGUUCGUGUUCCAAGCGGCGACACAGAAGCUGAAUUUGAUGCCGCCCUCGACGCAGCUGUCGAGGCUGCGUAUGCGGAUGGCAUGGAGCCGUUCGACUACGAGGACGAACCAACGCUCGACUACAAGGACGCAGUGCUGUCGGAGCCAGUCAAGCAGAUGGUCGACACGGAGCGGAAGCGCCUGAGCGACCGCUCACAAAUCAUACAGCAGGCGCACGCGCGCACCAAGCAGCUGACCAAAGAAGGGCAGUUCAGCUCCCGUAUCAGCAGGGACCUAUACCGUCUGUCCGACGAUGAUCUGGAGGAGGAGCGCAUCCUGGAGGAGAUUCAGAAGGACUUUGGCUUUGAUUUUGGUCUGAAGUCCAAGCCUAACCCGCCUCGCCAAUCGGACUCGAGCGAGUACUCCGGUGCGAGCACGUACCACUCGUCUAUGUCGAGCAGCAAGGCCGCGACCGCGUCGAGCCUAUCGACCGUCAGUGAGUCAACUGUCGACAUCGGUUCAUCACCGCCGAAACCUGUGCAGGAGUUGCCCCGGCUGAGCGAGGAGAGCACCACGGUUCGGGACUCAUUGGCGCUGAUGUCAGCGGGGCAAACCACAUUUGGUGGUCCGCUGCCCACGCCGAACGCAAACAACAGCGCCACCGCUGGCAUGGGUGUGCGCAGCCGACGCAUGUCUGGGCAAAACGCCAAGCAGCUCAAGAUCGAGACGAACGUGCCACCCAAGAAGUCGCUGCCACAGCCGCCGCCCACAGCCCCGCCGACGACGGUGCACCUUGACGAUGCGCAGAGCGCGAAACCGCUGACCGCCAAGUCCGACACGCAACUGUUCCCGGACACGCUUCCGCCGCAACCACCAACGACGUUGAUUACGAAAUCGUCCCCAGUAUCGAGAGCACAGGACAGCCAAGGGGCUCGCGACGCCAUUCCCACGCCGACGACGCCGGCACCUGGCUUGGGACUGAGCGGUAGUGGCGAGAGUCGGUCGCCAGGCAACAAAGAAAAGCCCGUCGCGCUGAAGAAGAACAAAUCGUCAAUCAGCUUGAAGACGCGCAAUGUGUCCGUCUCUUCUCCAGACGGCUCGGAUGUCGGAAGUGCCAGCACACCUCUCAGUACGAGCUUCACCAACUUCUCCAACAACAGCCGUAAGAACCUUCUGUACAAGGAUACGAACGUGCCGCCCACUCCCGGGCUUCCUUCAUUUGGGGAGAACCUGUCGCGCUCGGCGUCGAACGUCAAUCUCUUUGAGAGUGAUCUACACUCACCCUAUGUGCCAGGUUCGCCAAAUCCGAUGGCCGCCAACGCACCAAUACCCCUCGAGCCCUGUCCGGAGAGCCACCUGUUGCGUCCGUACUGGCUGAUGCGAUGCUUCUACCAGACGAUCGCCCACCCCAGAGGCGGCUACCUGUCCACCAAACUUUUCGUCCCUCGUGACGUCUGGCGCGUCAAGGGGGUGAAGAUCAAAGCCAUGGAGGAAAAGAUUGCCAACUGCGACUUGCUCACUGCGGGCCUGCUGAAGCUUCACAAGGUUGACUCGCUCGAUGCUGAGGCCGUGCUCGAGGAGAUGCAGCAGUUUGAGUUGGUACUAGACCAGGUGCAAAGCAACUUGUCCAAGAAGUUGGGCAGCGACGUCAGCGUCCAAGGCAUCCAGUCCCUGUUCAAGGAUGCACCCUCGUUGUCAGGCGAAGUCGUCAGCCCUUCUGACGUGACGUCGACUUCAAGCAGUGGCUCCCGCGCUGUUAGCCAGGGGAAGAGCUUCCUGUCCAGCAUGCGCAAGCUGCGCUCAAAGUCAUCCGCAGUAACGCUUACCCCGAGCAGCAGCGGCAUCACGACUGGCGUUAGGGAUCCGGGCGCCUCGAAAGAUGCGCUGACCCUGAGCACGCUGCCGAUGACGAAUCUUGCGAACCCCAGGUUUGCGAAGAGGGAUGUGAGCCGGUUGGAGGUGUCUGGGCCGCACGCAAGCUACAUGGAGAGUCUCGCGCGACUUUGCGAUGCGGUACAGAUCAUAGACCAAGUCGCAAGACAAGUAGAGGAUCCUGGACUCAAGCACUCAUCACAGACACACGUGGGCCUCGAGCUGUCCACUCGGCAUGCCAGCGAAUUUUUCGGCUUUUACAUCUGCCGCUUCGUCCUGACCGACCUCACCAUGCUACUGGACAAGUUCAUCAAAAGGGGGAGUGAGUGGGUCAUUGCCUGAUGGCGACGAUUUCUCGCACACAUGCACGCACACGUUAUAGUUCUAGAUCGCGCGCAACGAAACGAACGAAUGUAAAGAGAGAGGCACAGCUAGCGAUUCGACGAGGAUAUCUAUACCCUUACGAAAGGUUUUGUAUUACAACCAGAUACUUACUUCCCAUCAUCUGCUUCUACCUUCCUCUGCCUAACCUUGAAUUGCCGACAUACUGGUUAGCUACACACUUCUGAAGGACUCCGUGGAAUACUUCUCUUUCUCUAAACACGAUAUCCACAUCCGAAUCUUUAUUUUUAUUUCUUUUCUCCACGCCCCUAAGGUCAUCGGGGGCGGAAGUGAACGAGCAACGGUGAGAAGAAUGGGGCGGUUUCGGGUGACGCAGACUUGAUGACGGGAGAAUCUAGAAAAAAAAAAUUAAACACAAAAAGCGAAUAUGGGUGCUAUUCGCGGAUGGUUUCCAAAAUCAAAAAUACGGGAGAAAAGGACGAGGUCCGAUGUACGAACAUCUAUCAUCAUGGGCGUUGUAUGUGUUUGAUGUCGUUGCUGACCCUAUCGAUGCUAUUUUCUUUUGGGCAGAGCGAGUUUGGCCUUCUGCCUAUACUUCACACUUGUUUCGUGGUGUUACGUGGUGUCCGUGAUGAAGGGCAUCAUUAGAGCACGCAUCUCAGCUCGGGGUUUUGUUUGCGGGUGCUGUCUCAUCGAACCCUCACUAUGCGGUUUUUUAUCCCCCCAUAUAUCUCGCGCAUCGGUGUUCUCAUCUUCUUUGCUCUGGGGAAAGACGACUAUGGCAGAAUAUGUCAUAUGUUUUUGUACAUGCGUCACAGCUGUCCUGUCUAUCUUAAGGUGUAUCUUGGGGUCUUCGUCUUCUUCCUCUUUUUCUUUACGGCCCAGACUAGCGAUCGAGUUGCUACACUUGCGUUUCUUGGAUAGCGCCAUGAAGGAAAAUACAUGGACUUUGCUUUUUUUUUCCCUGCUUCAUCCUCAUAUUUCGAGACUGGAUGUGCUCUUAUGUGCCUUUUGAUUGGUCUCUCGGUUUUCAACCCCCUUUAUUUUUACUAUCCCUAUUGUGGAGUCUUCUCUUCCGGGCGUUGAAUCGUGUUUGCCUUUUGCCCUUGCACUUACCAUCCUCCCGAG